CGAGACGAGACCGGAGAGUGGGCGGUGCUAGACUCCGCUUCACACCGCCCGCGGCUUCUGUGAGGAAAGCGGCUGCUAGUUUACGGUUGGUCUGGCUGCUACGACCACCACCAUGAGCGGCCUGGAUGGGGCCGAGGGGGCCCCUCUCCUCCAGCCCUGCAGCCCCGAUGCUCCCGACGGUGCCACCGGACCCCCCGACCCACACCAGGGCCCGAAGCUCCGUGAGGAAACCGAGGCGGCACAGGUGAUGGCGGAGUCCGGGGAGGGAAGCUUGGAGGCCGUCGCGCCCCCACGGGCCCAGCUUCCAGAGGAGGAGGGAGCCUCGCAGGACCCUGCGGCCUGCGGCAAUGCCCCCCAGUUCGGAGUCGGUGGGGGUCGCAGUUUCGGGGCGCCUGAAGCGGAGCUAGAACAGGCUCCGCCCCCCGCCGGGGCCCCGGUGGCCGAGUCUGUGGCCAUGGCAACCGACCGCGGCCUGAACAAUGGCUGUCGGCCUGGGGAACUGCGCGGCGCCGGCGCCGAGAGGCCGGGGGCUGAGGAGGUGGCCGAGGCGAAGGCCGCGGAUGAGGCGAUGGUGGAAAAGGAAGGAAAGGAGGAGGAGAGAGUAAUGGAGCAGGAGGUGGAGGUAGAGGAGAAGCCAGUAGGCGAAGAAGUAGAAAUGGCGGAGGCAAACAGAGCGGUGGCGGAGGCAAACAGAGCGGUGGAGGAGGUGAUGGAGGGGGCACGGCGCCGGCCCCUGAACGUGAAUUUCCGCGUGAACCUCCGCAUGAACCCCCUGGAGGCCAUCCAGCAGGAACUGGACACGGUGAAUGCCCAGGCUGACCGGGCCUUCCAGCAGCUGGAGCAGAAGUUCGGGCGGAUGCGCCGGCACUACCUGGAGCGGCGGAAUUACAUCAUUCAGAAUAUCCCGGGCUUCUGGGUCACCGCCUUCCGGAACCACCCCCAGUUGUCCCCCAUGAUCAGGGGCCAGGAUGCCGAGAUGUUAAGAUACAUCACCCAUUUGGAAGUGAAGGAAUUCAGACACCCGAAAACUGGCUGCAAGUUCAAGUUCUUCUUCCGAAGAAACCCCUUCUUCAGAAACAAGCUGAUCGUCAAGGAGUACGAGGUCAGAGCUUCCGGCCGAGUAGUGUCUCUCUCCACUCCCAUCGUGUGGCGUCGGGGUCACGAACCCCAGUCCUUCAUUCGCAGAAACCAGGACGUCGUCUGCAAUUUCUUCACCUGGUUUUCAGACCACAGCCUUCCAGAGUCUGACAAGAUUGCCGAGAUCAUCAAAGAGGACCUGUGGCCAAACCCUCUGCAGUACUACCUGCUGCGGGAAGGAGUCCGUAGAGCCAGACGGCGCCCGAUAAGGGAACCAGUGGAGAUACCCAGGCCAUUUGGGUUCCAGUCUGGUUAAACUUUGUCCUUGGGACUACCUCUGCACAAGGUCCCCUGACUGCUUGCUGAAACCUGUGCUUGAGCAACGGAAAGGGGUAUACCUUCUACUGUUUUUCCCCCUGACAUUUCUAAGACCUUUUUCCUCUGGACAUUUGUUUACUCAACCGCAAGAUUGAGACCUUCAUGGCCAUGCUUCUCCACUUCUACACAGCCUGACUUUUCCACUGAUAUGCAACCUUCAUGCUGUUCUGCAUUACUGUCACAUUCUGCAAGGCCAUGACUCACACUACUGCUGAGCUAAGUAAAUAUGCUGUAAAUUUCACUGCCUUUUUCUGCACUGCUUGGACUCUUUGUUUCCAGGGCCUCUGGUGUGGUGGUUCUUACCACCUGGGAUUCUAGCUUUGUCUAGAGGCCUGUUCUACCCACUCUGCUCUGCUGGGCAGGCAUAUAUAGCCUGUGGACUUUUGCAGAAAA
This is a messenger RNA of Myotis brandtii (Brandt's bat), 1848 nucleotides long. It is a transcript of the gene TSPYL1, whose product is annotated as TSPY-like 1. Lineage: Eukaryota; Metazoa; Chordata; Mammalia; Chiroptera; Vespertilionidae. The coding region runs from base 113 to 1393 and encodes 426 amino acids. Gene Ontology annotation, biological process: nucleosome assembly. Gene Ontology annotation, cellular component: chromatin; nucleus. Gene Ontology annotation, molecular function: chromatin binding; histone binding. The record is from RefSeq and is a predicted model, not a curated record. The transcript has a single exon.